CCUUUUCUCUCCGCCUUGUGGAAAACGCCGAGGAAUCAGAAAGAUUCUGCGAAGCUUGAUAUCUGGGGAGUUCGAUUUCGUGGUGGGGAGUAGAUGGAUCUGGAAACUGAGAAUCGAAUAGCUUCGAUUCUGUUGAGAGAAGCAGCGGAAUUGAGGAGACAAGCUGAGAAAGAAGGAGUCCGAGCGUAUCUUGAGAAGCCUAAUGUAAGGCAUCGACCUAACUCUAGGUUUCUCACUGCUACUGUUCUUGGUGUUCAGCAAGCAAACAAAGCUGUAGAGACCGAUGAGAUGUGGAGGCUUCGACACGCAGAGAUUGAGUUUGAUCAGAGGCUCAAAAGAAAAUCAAGAGAAGUGAGCAAUGGCAGUGGCCAAAGUGAACAGGGCGAUAGGAGGAGUUUUGUUAAGAGAUGCACUUCAGUUGAUGAGAAUGUUGCUCGUUCUUCACCAUCGUCAAGUCAGAGCAGAAAUAAAAUAUGGCAACCCGAUGGUGAUGAUAAUGAUGGAGAAGGGUUGGGAGAUGUCGAGGUUGAGACUUUUCUCCAAUCAAGGGUCAAGCGUGGCAGAGGCUCUAUUGGUCCUAAGAUGGAUGAACCAUUUCCUUGUCUUCAUGUGAAAGAACCGUCAAGAACUUCUGAUACAAGAGAAUGCAAGUUAGUUUUACAGCCAGAGAGACGGCCUAUCCUUAGACAUAACACUGAUUCUUCUUCUUCCGAUGAUGAGCGUACUCAUAGAAAAAGAAAAGAGCAUAAGCAGAACCGUAGUAAGAGGCACAAGUCGAAAGAGAAGAAAAAAGAUAGGAAGGAGAAGAGGAGAGAAAAGAAAAAGAGGAAACAUGGUAGGGACUAGGUGGUCUUCUUCGGACAAAAGCUAUUGCACACGUUCAGAAGAGUGAGAGAGGAAAAAAUGUUAAUGUUGGGUUGAGUGCGAGAGAAAGUGGAUGUUGCAAAAAUGUUAUACAAGAGAUGGAUACAGAGAUUGUUUACUCCUACGAUAAUGUAUGUUCAAUAUAUAUAAACCAUUUUUCGUUUUAA
Molecule: messenger RNA, 1031 nt
Organism: Brassica oleracea var. oleracea
Lineage: Eukaryota; Viridiplantae; Streptophyta; Magnoliopsida; Brassicales; Brassicaceae
Product: protein FAM133
Exons: 4
Coding region: 94-846 (250 amino acids)
Source: RefSeq, a predicted model, not a curated record